AUGCUUCCUGUCACCAAGGCAGAGCCAGACUCCUCAGGGCAGGGGCUUGGGGUCGGCUGGGACAAGUGUGCUGUCACCCUGAGCACCUCUGGACACGAGGCCUGUCCACACAGCAUGGCCAGGCUGCCCGAUCCCAACGGGGCACCCCUACAGAAACCAGUGGUGGAAGAGCAUGUGGCCCUCACCAGCCCUGCCUGGCCUGCACCCCUGCCUGCCCCCACCAGGUUUACACCCCCACCUGGCCCCUACUGGCCUGCACCCCUGCCUGGCCCUUACUCCCUCCCCCUGCCCACACCCCUGCCCAGCCCCUGCUGGCCUACUAUGCUGGGCUUCUCCCUCAGCCUCCUCAAGCCCAACACCAUAUGGGAGGCACAGUCCCCUGGGCUGGGGGAGACUACCUCAGAGCAGAUCUCAGGGGGAGCAGUGUACUGGGGCGCAGCCUUCAGGAGCCUGGGGGAUGGCAAAGAGCAAUCCCCCAGGCGGACGCUGGCUGCCCGGCACGAGGGGGUUAAGGGGCCGGGCAGCAGCUGGCCGGUUGUCAGGGUGCUGGCGCUCAGUGCGCUGUCCAGAGAGCAGGCGCCACUGACCCAGCAGACGCACUGCCCAUCGGCUGCUGACCACGAGGCAAUGGCCCUGAGCAGAGGAGGCCUGGCCCUGGCGCUGCUGGUGUGCUGGGCAGUGACGGGCAGCGGCAGCCAGGAGGGUGCAGGGCUUGGAGCAGAGGGGGACACCGAGGGCCCUCGGUGCCCAGCCAUGUGUGCCUGCAGCUACGACGAUUAUACGGAUGAACUCAGCAUCUUCUGCAGUGCCCGAAACCUCACGCAGCUGCCUGCUGGCAUCCCAGAGGACGUCAAGGCCCUAUGGCUGGACUGCAACAAUCUGACAAGCAUCCCCGCAGCCGCAUUCCAAAACCUGUCUGGUCUGGACUUCCUCAACCUGCAGGGAAGCCAGCUGAGCAGCCUGGAGCCCCGUGCGCUGCUGGGUCUGGGUGCCCUCUACCACCUGCACCUGGAACAGAACCAGCUGCGCAGCCUGGCUGCUGGCACCUUUGCGCACACACUUGGCCUGGCCUCCCUCAGCUUGCACCAUAACCUGCUGGCCAGGCUGGAUGAGGGUCUCUUUGCUGGCCUGCAGCGUCUCUGGACCCUCAACCUGGGUUGGAACAGCCUGGUCGUGCUGCCUGACGGUGCCUUCCGGGGCCUGGCUGGCCUCCGAGAACUAGUGCUGGCCGGAAACCGACUGAGUUACCUGCAGCCGCCGCUGUUCUGUGGCCUGGGCGAGUUGCAGGAGUUGGAUGUGAGCCGCAACACGCUGCACAGCAUCAAGGCCGGUGUCUUCAUCCAGCUGCCCAAGCUGCAGAAGCUCUACCUGCACCACAACCUGGUGUCCAGUGUGGCACCCGGUGCCUUCCUGGGCCUGAGGGCCCUGCGCUGGCUUGACCUGUCCCACAACCGGGUGGCCAGCCUCUUCGCCGAGACCUUCCCAGGCCUGCUGGCACUGCGCGUACUGCGUCUCUCCCACAACGUGCUAACUAGCUUGCGGCCACGCACCUUCAAAGACCUGCAUUUCCUAGAGGAGCUGCGGCUUGGCCACAACCGCAUCCACCAGGUGGCUGAGCACACCUUCGAGGGCCUGGGCCAGCUGGAGGUACUCACGCUGGACCACAACCAGCUGCAGGAGCUUCGGCCUGGCGCCUUCCUGGGGCUGCCCAAUGUGGCCGUCAUGAACCUCUCAGGAAACUGCCUCCGGAACCUGGGCGAGCAGGUCUUCCGGGGCCUGGGCCACCUGCACAGCCUGCACUUGGAGAGCAGCUGUCUGGGCCACGUGCGCCCCUACACCUUUGCAGGCCUAGCAGGCCUGCGCCGCCUCUUUCUCCGAGACAACACCAUCUCAGUCAUUGACGAGCAGAGCCUGCAGGGGCUGCCUGAACUGCUGGAGCUGGACCUCACGGCCAACCGCCUGGUCCACCUACCACGCCAGCUCUUCCUGGGCCUCAGCAAGCUGGAGUACCUGCUCCUGGCCCACAACCAGCUGGCCAAGCUGGCCCCAGACACACUCCGGCCUCUGCAGCACAUCUUCUGGCUGGACCUAUCCCACAACUGCCUGGAGGGCCUGGCCGAGGGGCUGCUGGCGCCGCUGGGACAGCUGCGAUACCUAAGCCUGCGCAACAACUCGCUGCACACCUUCGUGCCGCAGCCCCCUGGCCUGGAGCGCCUCUGGCUGGACAGCAACCCUUGGGCCUGUGGCUGCACUCUCCGGCCACUGUGGGCUUUCGCUCGGCGGAACCCGCGCGCCGUGCCUCGUGCUGUGCAGGCGGCUGCUGAAGGCGACGACCGUCAGCUGCCUGUGUACACCUACAACAACAUCACCUGUGCGGGGCCACCGGCAGUGGCGGGCCUCGAUCUACGGGACCUGAGCGAGGCCUACUUUGCUCACUGCUGA
Molecule: messenger RNA, 2442 nt
Organism: Elephantulus edwardii (Cape elephant shrew)
Lineage: Eukaryota; Metazoa; Chordata; Mammalia; Macroscelidea; Macroscelididae
Gene: IGFALS
Product: insulin-like growth factor binding protein, acid labile subunit
Exons: 4
Coding region: 1-2442 (813 amino acids)
Cellular component (GO): extracellular matrix; cell surface
Molecular function (GO): protein binding
Source: RefSeq, a predicted model, not a curated record